Messenger RNA from Salvelinus namaycush (lake trout), 1844 nucleotides. RefSeq names its product mitochondrial import inner membrane translocase subunit Tim17-B. The transcript has 6 exons. Lineage: Eukaryota; Metazoa; Chordata; Actinopteri; Salmoniformes; Salmonidae. Gene Ontology annotation, cellular component: TIM23 mitochondrial import inner membrane translocase complex; mitochondrial inner membrane. Gene Ontology annotation, molecular function: transmembrane protein transporter activity. Gene Ontology annotation, biological process: protein import into mitochondrial matrix. The record is from RefSeq and is a predicted model, not a curated record. Bases 370 to 807 code for a protein of 145 amino acids.
AAUUCGGAAACAUAUGAGGUCAAAUCAUGACGUCAGUGGUCUUCAGGUCGGAAAGUCGAAGCUUUAGAAAGAGGCCCGAGUUCCUGAGUUAGAAUUCCGAGUUGAAUGACCGUUCAAAUUCAUUUUAACCAAUUGAAGCUAGUUUUUUCUUCUUCUUCGAGUUCCCAGUUGUUUUGAACGCCCUGAAGUCGGAAUUCCGAUUUUUCCCAGUUUCCCGUUGUUUCGAUCGUGGCAUUAGUCUCAGAAAUAUGUCGUCAUAGCACGGACAGCAACAACAAACAUGGAGGAAUAUGCCCGUGAACCUUGGUAAAGUACAUUUCAAACAGACAUCCCUGGAGAAUAGUAGAUGACUGUGGUGGUGCGUUCACCAUGGGAGCCAUCGGCGGAGGGGUGUUCCAGUCAGUCAAGGGCUUUCGGAAUGCUCCUGUGGGCUUUCGGCACAGACUAAAAGGUAGCGCCAAUGCUGUGAGAUUAAGAGCUCCACAGAUCGGCGGUAGCUUUGCUGUGUGGGGUGGACUCUUCUCUACAAUCGACUGUGGUCUGGUCCGUAUUCGAGGGAAAGAGGACCCCUGGAACUCUAUAACUAGUGGGGCGAUGACUGGGGCAGUCCUGGCUGCACGCAGUGGGCCUUUGGCUAUGGUGGGGUCAGCCAUAAUGGGGGGCAUCCUGUUGGCCUUGAUCGAGGGCUUUGGGAUCCUUCUGACCAGAUACACCGCACAGCAGUUUCAGAACCCGAGUCCCUUUGUGGAUGACCCCAGCCAGCUUCCUCCUAAGGAUGCCAGCCAACAGCAGACUGGGUCCCAGUAGGUUCCAUGGAGCUGCUGGGCCUAGCUACAGCCCUGCGUACUGUGACAAUCUCAGACUAGAGAGGAGAGGGGUGCUCUGAAACCUGACCUCACUGGUGUAAGCAACCUCACCCUGAACCAGCCUCCAUCCUCCCAAUGGUCAUAAGAACGUAGAUGCACUUUAUUAUUAUUGUUAUUCCUCAGGGGUAGAUUGCAGGUUAUUUGAGUUAUUUGUUUAUGAAUAUGUUUGUGUAUACCGGUUCACCAGUGUUCCUUCUGACUGGUCCUGAAUUAUACCCACAUUUAUCAGAUUAAUUUAUGCACAAAACCAGCAUUUUGUGGUGACUAAGACUUUUUGUGCUGUAUAACCGCAGUUACAGAAAUAGAAUGGGUAGCUAAACAUGAAUAGGCAUUAAUACAGGUAUGUGUGAGUAUGUAAUGACAGUAUUUAGGAUUAGAUGUUAGUGUCAGGGGUGACAAAAUCAAUGCUGUUCAAAACGGAUGUAAUUUGAUUUUGCUUGUAAAAUGUAAUGCACUGAGGGAGGAGAACUGCACUAUCAUUCCAUUUCCUCUCCUUAUGGCAGCUUUCAUAACCGUGAGGCUUAUAACGGUAGGGAUUCAGGGUCACAUCACAAACACACUUAUCUUUUGAUUCCAUUUGCAAACUCAGAAGGCUGGAAUGGAAUGCCGUGUCCAUAUACAUUCACAGCUCAUGUGUUCUGCUCCGCUGUUUUUUGUUCUGCUGUUUACCUCGCUCCCUUUAUUGCUGCUAUGCCAUGCAUUCCCACACAUUUCCAAAGCCUAAGCACUAUAAGGUCUAUCCACUUUGUUGAACCAGAGCACUUUCCUACUCCAUCUCUUUAUUUGUUAUUAUGGUAAUAAAACUUGAGAUGGAGAUGGUUUUUGACACAAUUCGAUAUUAUUUUGUCAUUCAAAACAUGUGACAUGUAAUGUAUAGAAUGCUGUACCAUAUUUGUUGAUUUUAAUUUAUUUGUGAUGCAGAAAAAUAAGUGUUAGCAGUGUAAUUGACUGGAAAAAAUAAUUAAAUUGUUGAUUCUG